CUGACGAACAACACAAUAGCGUCUCGUCUCAGCUCUCAAAACCUCGCGAACAACCCCCGUGAACGACCAACCCACCCAUCUUCGCGCUUCGCACCAACCCCGACGGCGAUGACCGGCACGGUGUCCAAGCUGGCUGCGCCCAGGCCGGCGGCAGCGGCGCUCCCGCCGGCGUCCUUCCGCCCGGCCGCCCUCGCCUUCGCCCCCUCCGCCCGCCGGGUCCGCGUCUCCCUCGCCGGCCGCGCCAGGAGCCCAAUCAUUGCGAUGGCUUCUGCCAAGGAAGGGAACGGUGCCCCGACCAAGAGGACCACGCUUCACGAUCUCUACGAGCUUCAGGGCCUGUCCCCGUGGUACGACAACCUCUGCCGUCCUGUCACCGACUUGCUGCCCCUUAUCGCCAGCGGUGUUCGUGGAGUCACCAGCAACCCUACGAUUUUCCAGAAAGCCAUUUCAUCGUCCAGCGCGUAUGAUGAGCAGUUCAAGCAGCUCAUAUCAGCCGGAAAGGAUGCAGAGAGCGCUUACUGGGAACUCGUUAUAAAGGAUAUCCAAGACUCGUGUAAACUUUUCGAGCCUAUCUACAACGAGUCCGAUGGAGCUGAUGGGUAUGUCUCCGUGGAGGUGUCUCCUAGGUUGGCAAAUGACACUCAAGGAACUGUUGAAGCUGCAAAAUGGUUACACAAAGUGGUCAACCGGCCCAAUGUCUACAUAAAGAUCCCUGCUACUGCGGAAUGUGUUCCUUCUAUCCGGGAAGUCAUCUCUAAUGGCAUAAGCGUCAAUGUCACUCUUAUCUUCUCAAUUACAAGAUAUGAGGCUGUGAUUGAUGCUUACCUUGAUGGGCUUGAGGCUUCUGGUUUGAGUGACUUAUCCCGAGUAACCAGUGUAGCAUCCUUCUUUGUCAGCCGAGUCGACUCCCUUAUUGACAAAAUGCUCGAGAAGAUUGGAGCACCUGAGGCGCUUGACCUGAGAGGAAAGGCUGCUGUAGCACAGGCGAAACUAGCAAAUCAGCUGUACCAGAAGAAAUUCUCUGGCCCAAGGUGGGAGGCUUUGGCCAAGAAAGGUGCCAAGAAGCAGAGGUUGUUGUGGGCAUCAACCGGUGUCAAGAAUCCUGCUUAUCCCGACACCCUUUAUGUGGACAGUCUCAUUGGACCUGACACGGUCAACACGAUGCCCGACCAAGCUUUGCAGGCAUUCAUAGACCAUGGCACUGUUUCAAGGACAGUCGAUGCAAAUGUGUCUGAGGCGGAAGGUGUAUACAGCGCCCUGGAGAAGCUGGGUAUCGAUUGGGUUGAGGUCGGGAAGCAGCUUGAGCAGGAAGGUGUGGACUCCUUCAAGAAGAGCUUUGACAGCCUGCUUGCGAGUCUGCAGGAGAAGGGUAACACCCUCAAGACGACAAAUGUGUAGGCGCACAAAUAAAUUGAAAUGGUUUGGUACCCGGCAGGUGAACGAUUACUAAAUAAAUGCUAGCUUGCGGGCUCUCCUCUUAGUUUUGUGAUGUACGGUUGUUCUCAAUUUUCUUGAUCAGCUUUGUAUUCUAGGCUUGCCUCGUCAUUGUGUAACCAAGGUUCAUGGCUUGUAACUGCUAUGCGCUAUCCGAUAAAUAUUUUUGAGCAAGUUAUUUGAGUCUGGAUAUACCAUGUUUGUUUUUAA
Phragmites australis (common reed) is the source of this 1644-nucleotide messenger RNA. RefSeq lists its product as uncharacterized. Gene Ontology annotation, molecular function: transaldolase activity. Gene Ontology annotation, cellular component: intracellular anatomical structure; cytoplasm. Gene Ontology annotation, biological process: carbohydrate metabolic process; pentose-phosphate shunt. The transcript has 6 exons. The record is from RefSeq and is a predicted model, not a curated record. The coding region runs from base 109 to 1398 and encodes 429 amino acids. Lineage: Eukaryota; Viridiplantae; Streptophyta; Magnoliopsida; Poales; Poaceae.